AUGACGGCAAUCCAACGAUUUGAAGCUGCAAAAAAGAACGCAUUAUGCAUAAACUGUCUUUCACCGGCGCAUCUAGUGAGAAACUGCACAAGUGGAGCCUGUCGUGUGUGCAGCCAGAAACACCAUACAAUGCUGCAUCAACGGACUAAUUCGUCAAAUAGCCAAGUUAACCAUACCCAGCCUAACAAACCCUCUUCGUCCGGAAUGCAACCUUCUCCUUCGUCAUCCACUCCGACCAAGCUCUCAAUACCUUCGCAGUCACGCAACCUGCAACAAUGUACUGAGAACCAAGUCCCCACAGUCUCCGCUCUCUCAACCAACCACUUGUCGUCACCUUCCGACAUUAUUCGUGGACAACUUCCUUCGACUGUGUUACUCUCGACGGCGCUCGUGAAAGUCUUUGACUCUUGCGGAAGGUUCAUCUGGGCCCGUGCUCUUCUCGAUUCUGGAUCGCAACUAAAUUUCGUAUCGGAGCAACUGAUCCAGAAAUUAGGACUCAAACGUGUACGAGAAUUCGUUCCAAUCAGCGGCGUUGGACUCUCGUCUACAGCAUCCAAACAUUCUACUAUCGUUCGCCUUCAGUCCCAUCGCGCUGAUUUCGAAGCAAACUGGAAAUUCCACGUACUUUCAAAAAUUACAAUGGAACUACCAUCCCAAGCAGUUGACAUGUCCCGACUGAACUGGCCACUUAACAUCGUCCUAGCAGACCCAACUUUCCAUCAACCCGGUCCUAUCGAUCUAAUAUUUGGAGUGGAAAAUUUCUACGAUCUGUUGCGGGAGGGGCAGAUCAAAAAUAGUCAUGAUGAACCCCUAUUGCAGAGUACGGCUCUUGGAUGGGUGGUGUCAGGCCGAGUCAACGUAGUUGCUUUACCGUCGUUCACGAGCUUCGCACAUAUGUGUAGUACACCGUCAUUAGAAGAACAAUUAACACGCUUCUGGGAGAUUGAAGCUUGUCAUUCGAAAAGCACAUUAUCGUUAGAGGAGUCUGCUUGUGAAGAACAUUUCGCAACCAAUACUAUUCGAAAUUCUUCAGGUCGUUUCGUCGUCGCCUUGCCAAAGAGAAGUUCAGUGAUCGCAGAGCUAGGAAACUCAAAAACCAUUGCUACUCGUCGCUUUCUUUCCCUCGAACGUCGCCUUACUGCAAAUCCUGUACUGAAAGAAGCUUAUUCUGAAUUCAUUCACGAGUACGCCCAGCUCGGACAUAUGAAGCUGAUUAAUGAUAUUGCCGAUUCUGAUCGAUCCUCUCCGUCCUAUUAUUUGCCUCACCAUUGCGUCGUCCGACCAGAUAGCAUCACCACUAAACUUCGUGUGGUCUUCGAUGCUUCGUGCUCCACAGACACAGGAGUGUCUUUAAACGACUUACUAAUGGUCGGUCCACUCGUGCAGGAUGACCUUCUUACCAUUAUCCUACGAUUUCGGAUGGCACAGUUUGCUAUCAUCUCUGACAUCGAAAAGAUGUAUAGGCAAAUUCUGGUCUGUGACAAUGAUCAGCCACUCCAACGAAUAUUAUGGAGAGACUUACCAUCACAACAGAUUCUGAGCUACCAGCUAACAACGGUUACGUACGGUACAUCAUCAGCUCCUUACCUCGCAACAAAGAGUCUCCAGAGACUGGCUGAAGACAGUUCGGAAAAGUUUCCAGUAGCAGCAGAAGUCAUCCGACGAGACUUUUACAUGGACGAUAUGCUUAGUGGGGUCGACAGCGUGGAAGAAGGCCAAGAACUCUGUAGGCAGUUGAUUCAUGUGAUGAACUCUGCUGGAUUUCAGCUCCGGAAAUGGGCUUCAAAUGAGCCCAAGGUUCUAGAAGAAAUUCCACUCCCCCUAAGGGACGAACGAACUAUUUUCGACCUCGACUCGUCGGUUUCGCCGAUAAAGACACUGGGUUUGCAGUGGGAUACAUCGACAGAUGCAUUUCUUUUCGAAGCUCCGAAGCACAGUGAACAGAUACCAAUAACCAAACGCGUGGUUCUGUCGGAUAUCGCUCGGCUUUUUGACCCUCUGGGGUUAGUUGGGCCAAUCGUCGUCUUAGCAAAACUGUUCAUGCAAGAGCUUUGGCGAGAAGGAAAAAAUUGGGAUGAUGCGCUUUGCGAUUCUCAUCAACGUUAUUGGUCAGAAUUUCGCGAUGAUCUUCACGCUCUUUCGUUAAUGAAAAUACCUCGAUGGGUCGUGUCUACACCAUCCGCAGUUUGUUUGGAGCUACAUGGGUUUUGCGACGCUUCGGAGAAGGCGUACGGCGCUUGCAUUUACGUCCGCGCAGUCUCUUCCAGCGGAAGCAUCCACGUUAACUUGCUGACCGCCAAAUCUAAGGUGGCACCGAUUGGAAAAACGAAAAAAGAUGGUACCGUCUGUUUGCCACGUCUGGAGCUCUCUGCAGCCCUCUUGCUAAGCCAUCUCUUCGAAAAGGUUCAAUCUAGCCUAAACCUUAAAGGUAGCAGUUUCUUCUGGACCGAUUCAACUAUAGUCCUUGCCUGGCUCUCCGCCAGUCCAUCGCGCUGGAAAACUUUUGUGGCAAAUCGGACCUCAGAAAUCCAGCGAAUCACAACCAAAGGCAUCUGGGCACAUGUUCCAGAAACAUUCACUCCCGAACAACUAGAAGAACGAGUGAUUGCCCUUCCAAUUCAGGUCCAGCCUCCUAAUGAGUUGUUUCUGCGUUAUUCAUCCUUCAACAAACUCGUACGUGUUGUAUCGUGGAUCCAAAGAUUCAGUUUUAACUCGAGGAUUCAGAACCGUUACGGAAGGAAAACCGGGUUUCUUUCAGUAAUUGAAAUUAAACAGGCUACACACUGCCUGGUGAAACUCGCUCAGGAUGAAAGAUUCUCUCAGGAUCUCGCGGAAGUAGCUCGAAAUGGGCAAGUCAAACAGAAUUCUCGAUUGAAAACUCUUACUCCAAUACUAACGAAUGGCGUAUUGCGUGUCGGUGGCCGGCUGCGCCAUGCUCCCGUAAGCUACGACCAACGGCAUCCGAUGAUCCUGCCGGACAAACAUCCUUUCACUGAGCUACUAGUAGUUCACUACCACCGAAAGCUUUUACAUGCUGGUCCGCAGUUGCUAAUUGACACCAUUCGUGAAAGAUUCUGGCCGCUGCGAAUAAGAAACCUUGCCCGCCAAACUGUUCACUCCUGCGUCAGCUGUUUUCGUUGCAAACCUAAGAUCCUGCAACAGUUAAUGGGUGAACUUCCACCGGAGCGCGUUACACCAGCAUUCCCGUUUCUCCGCACGGGUUUGGAUUACUGUGGACCUUUUUAUUAUCGUCAAUCUCGCCGAGCUGCCCCUGUUAAAUGUUUUGUUUCCAUUUUCGUAUGCCUUGUAACUAAGGCGGUCCACAUUGAGUGCGUUGGAGACCUAUCGACCAACUCAUUCCUAGCUGCUCUGAAACGGUUUGUCGCUCGCCGAGGGAAACCAGAGUUGAUUGAGUGCGACAAUGCAACCAACUUUAAAGGAGCUCAACGCGAAUUGAACGAUUUAGCCCAACUAUUCUUAUCUCAGCAGCACCAAGAACUGAUCACUACCAACUGUACGGAAAAUGGGAUUACGUCAAGGGAACCAAGGCUCGAAGAUGUGCCUUCCAACCGCUUAGACCGAUGGCAGCAAACACAGGAAUACGUCCGGCGAAUUUGGAAGCAGUGGCAGUCGGAAUAUUUGUCCGGGUUGCAGCCUCGUACUCAAUGGACUCAACAACGAGACAACAUUUCGGUGGGUACCAUGGUACUGGUGAAGGAAGAAAACCUUCCACCACUUAAAUGGAAAUUCGGACGAAUAGUACAAGUCUUCACGGCUGAUGAUGGCAACAUCCGGGUAGUAACCGUUAGGACGAAGGACGGUGAAUUUCGUCGUGGAAUCUCCAAAAUCUGCGUAUUGCCCAUUCAGAGACCUACGGAAUACCUCGAUGAUGAAGCCACUGAUCCACACGAAGGAACCUAG
Molecule: messenger RNA, 3921 nt
Organism: Topomyia yanbarensis
Lineage: Eukaryota; Metazoa; Arthropoda; Insecta; Diptera; Culicidae
Exons: 3
Coding region: 1-3921 (1306 amino acids)
Molecular function (GO): nucleic acid binding
Source: RefSeq, a predicted model, not a curated record